AUGAUACUGCGCAGACAUCUUCCUGCGUCAGCCAUUGCCAUACCACGAAGCCUGAGUUGGACACAAUCGACUAUGAAGAUCCUCCUGGCUAUUGUGGCCACAGUGCUCAUGUUCGCUGGCUGCUCCAGAGAAGUCGAGGAGGCCGUAGCGGCGUCAGACUGCUGCAGCUUCUACAAGAAGGAGAAAACACUACCUAGAGACUGCUAUGAUGGCUGCUGA
Molecule: messenger RNA, 219 nt
Organism: Fulvia fulva
Lineage: Eukaryota; Fungi; Ascomycota; Dothideomycetes; Mycosphaerellales; Mycosphaerellaceae
Exons: 2
Coding region: 1-219 (72 amino acids)
Source: RefSeq, a predicted model, not a curated record